CAGUCCAAAGUGGAUUUAAUAUAGUAGCGAGAGUCCAGUCCAAAGUGGAUCCAAUAUAGUAGCAAGAGUCCCGUCCAAAGUGGAUCCAAUAUUGUAGCGAGAGUCCAGUCCAAAGUGGAUCCAAUAUAGUAGCGAGAGUCCAGUCCAAAGUGGAUCAUCUAAUAUAGGGUAGUGAGAGUCCAGUCCAAAUUUGAUCUAAUAUAGUCGCGGGAGUCCAGUCCAAAGUGGAUCCAAUAUAGUAGCGAGAGUCCAAGCCAAAGUGGAUCUAAUAUAUAGUAGCGAGAGUCCAGUCCAAAGUGGAUCCAAUAUAGUAGCGAGUCCAGUCCAAAGUGGAGGCGGAUCAGCAGCGCAGCGAUGUACUUUCAACAUACACUUGAAGCGCUAUAUAAAUAUAAUUCACUUCACUUCACCUGUGUGGCAGUGACUUAAAACAAGGGUUGUCAUGGUUACGGAUCCUUUCUCACGGUCUCAAAGGAGUUCCGCACCGAAAAAAUGAACACCGUGCUCCAAUGUCGGAUAAAAGUGGCCACUUUCUCAACUGUGUCUCGAGGUGUUCUAUCUAAUGUGGAAGUUAUGCUCCUUUUUUUUCUUUUCUGUUUCAUGUUUGACAUUUGAGAAGAGAAUCCGUGUUUUGUUGUCGUGACCUCUCUCGCGCUCUUGGCCACGUGUGAGUGCGCGCGCAAGCGCAGUAGGGGGUGCAGGUCUGAGGACGGAGGACGCGGCACACGGCAGCUGAUAAGCGGCUUUAAUUAGGCUCAUUUGGCCUCUUUGGGCUCCGUGGGGUGAGUGGUGGAAUACACCCGCGUUGGGAGGACUCUCCACCGGACACUUUCCCCUCACACCGCCCGGGGAGGAGCGUCGUCCAGCGGCUUCGGAAACUUUUUUUUCGGCGCUUCGUUAAAAUGUCCCUUUUCCCCGCAACCACUUUUCUCCUUUUCGGCCACACGGUGACGCUGUAGCCGCUGUCUUUUUCCCUCACAUAAGACCACUUUUAGGGACACUUUUAGGUCCCGGAGGAUGAGGCUCCAGCACGGCGGCCACCACCAUUAUAACCACCACCACCCACCCCGUCCUUCAUGAGAGGCCGGGACAGAGGCGAGGAGCCGCGGCCGUCGAGAUGACGGUGAACGUGAGCGCGGCCGGAGGGUCCUCGGGGGGACCUCCCCGGGGACACAACGUGGCGGCGCUGGUGUUCGGCGUGCUGCUGAUCGUGGUGGUCAUCGGGGGGAACCUGCUGGUGUGUGUGAGCGUGUGGAUGGAGAAGGCCUUAAAAACCACCACCAACUACUUCAUCGUCAGCCUGGCCGUGGCAGACCUCAUGCUGGCUGUCCUCGUCCUGCCCCUCUUCGUCUACUCGGAGUUCCAGGAGGGCGUGUGGACCCUCAGCACGGGCGUGUGCGACGGCCUGAUGACAAUGGACGUGAUGCUGUGCACCGCCUCCAUCUUCAACCUGUGCGCCAUCAGCGUGGACAGGUUCAUCGCCGUGCUGAUCCCCCUCAACUACAACAGGAAGCACGUGGACCUGCGGCAGGCUGUGCUGUUGUCGGCCACGUGGAUUCUGGCGUUGGCGGUGGCCUCGCCCGUCAUGUUCGGCAUCAACCAGGUGGCGGGCCGCGACCCCGGCGAGUGCAAGCUGGAGAACGACGACUACGUGUUGUACUCGUCCGUGUGCUCCUUCUUCAUCCCGUGUCCCAUCAUGCUGCUGCUCUACUGCGGAAUGUUCCGCGGACUCCGGCGCUGGGAGGAAGCCCGCAAGGCCAAGCUGCGGAGCAGCAUCCAGGCCUGCCGCAAGCUGCAGGAGGCCGCCGCCUCCUUGCCGCCGCUGGCCGCCCUGCCCCCGCCCCUCCCCCCCGUCAUCCAGCGGGAACCCGCCGACUCGCCGGACGAACUCUCCCCCUUGUCGUCCGCCGAGAGAACUUUCCCCCCCGCCGAGCGCAAGGAUAGCAACGUGGCCACCGUCAGCUUGGCGGACAUCAACUUCAAGUGUGAGCCUCGCAGCAGGAAGCCAGCCAAGAUCAACAGCAGGGAGAGGAAGGCCAUGAAGGUCCUGCCCGUGGUCGUAGGCGUCUUCCUGCUCUGCUGGACGCCCUUCUUCGUCCUCCACACGCUGAGAGCCCGCUGCCCGGGUUGCCGCGUGCCGGCGGCGGCCAUGAGCGUGGUGACGUGGUUGGGCUACGUCAACAGCGCCCUCAACCCCGUCAUCUACACCGUCUUCAACACCGAGUUCAGGAAGUUCUUCAAGAAGUUCCUCCGCCACUGCUGCUCUUUCCACGCCACCUCCUGAGAUCAUUCUAGUCCGCUUGUAGUUCGCCGCCAUGGCCACCAGAGGCCGCCGUCUUUGCGCCUCAGGUCCAUCUUGGAAAUAAAUACAAACGUCUCCAGGCUA
Messenger RNA from Nerophis ophidion (straightnose pipefish), 2386 nucleotides. Its product is annotated as D(4) dopamine receptor-like. The record is from RefSeq and is a predicted model, not a curated record. Bases 1118 to 2284 code for a protein of 388 amino acids. Gene Ontology annotation, molecular function: dopamine neurotransmitter receptor activity, coupled via Gi/Go; G protein-coupled receptor activity. Gene Ontology annotation, biological process: adenylate cyclase-activating adrenergic receptor signaling pathway; adenylate cyclase-inhibiting dopamine receptor signaling pathway. Gene Ontology annotation, cellular component: plasma membrane. The transcript has 5 exons. NCBI's taxonomy places the organism in Eukaryota, Metazoa, Chordata, Actinopteri, Syngnathiformes, Syngnathidae.